This is a messenger RNA of Pomacea canaliculata, 3824 nucleotides long. RefSeq lists its product as uncharacterized. The record is from RefSeq and is a predicted model, not a curated record. NCBI's taxonomy places the organism in Eukaryota, Metazoa, Mollusca, Gastropoda, Architaenioglossa, Ampullariidae. The transcript is spliced from 4 exons. The coding region runs from base 783 to 1496 and encodes 237 amino acids.
CGGCCGGGCAAGAUCGUUGAAGUACAAGCAGCGAUGAGUGUAUGGCCGCUCGAUAAGCGUGGCCGUCUUUGGUGGAGUUCAGCCAAGCCUAGAAACCAGUUUGCAAUCCACUGCUGCCAAUGGAAUCAGCGUGAACAAAUACUACCCGCGUCCUGUAUCCUGCAUAUUGCACUGGAACGCAGCUGGAUGGGAGAAAACAUAUUUUGUUCUUUGCAGAACACCUGAGUAGUGAACGGCGCUCAUUCAUUUUUGUUUUCCGGCAUGGCGAAGCAUUGUUUGUGUCUUCUGCCCACACAGCACAGGCCUGGUACAUACAUUUACUCCGUGGAAUGGCUGUACAAUCAGUAUCGUGACAGGCUACCCUGGUUUGUUGUCGAUCGAGAGGUUUGAGUGCUCUGUGUUCGGACUUGAAACUAAUGAGAGGACUACAGCAUGCCGGGAUAUUCUCCUAGUUGGGAGUACAAGAAGGGCCAAGACUAAUCGAUACACGAGGUCUGGGGAAAAAAGUUUGCUUGAGGAUUACGUCUGAGUAGUUCUAAAGUUACCUGCAGGGUCCUCGACAGAGAAGAUUUUCUCACUUGUAAGUGAGAAUCAAAGCUGAGGCACGAACUAAGAGUGUCAUCGUCAUCUCCAUCAGUGUCUGACAUCGUCGAUUUAGAGGACGAAACAUUACAGGAUCUUGCUGUUGCGCAUGAGUUGUACAAAAAGUUCACGAUGAGGAAGCUGAAAUUGUUUGAAGAAUAAGUAAUGGCGUAGACAGCAGCUGAGGGUCAUAGGUCACCAUGACGAAACCCGCUCGCUUUUCACGCUCGCGGUCAAGAACAACCCUGCAGCCAGCAGUUCAGGAUUUUAAUGGACAGAUAAUCAACAAAGCUAAUGACGAAGAUUCCACAGUGUGGUUUGUAGGCAAAAGCAAUUCCCGGACAUUCCCAGCCACUGACUUUUGUUACCCGAUCGGCGGAUCCUUCAGGAGUUACCGUAGUGCCGGGGCUUUAAGUCCCACCUACUGGGACUCCGCGCGGUUCCCCAACUCGACCUGCAGGCACCCGGCCUGGGCGGAGGAACUACAUAGAAACAGCGUUGCUAGGACAGCACGGGUACGUGCACGGCUGUCACCCACAAGACCUUGCCGCACCCCAGACCGAGCCACCUCCACUUCAUCUCCAUCCUCCGCCUACGAGUCCGACAACAGGUUCAUUCUGACUCUGCCAUUCAACGACGACACGUUGGAGGAUAUUAAAGAAGGUCGGACAUUUGGAAAGGAGCCCUUGACCACAGCGAGGUCAAGACCAGCAACGACUGGCCGUUACUUCAACACGAACAACGGGCUGAGGAACUCCAAGAGUCAGACCACCUGGGGGACACGGCCAGCCACCGCCGGCCAAAGGUUCUCGAGUCCAGGCCUCCGGAUACAGAAGCUGACUUUGCACCAGAAGGACACGGUGCGGGACAUGCGGGAACUGUUUACCACUCGCCAACCCAUCAAGAGAGCCUGAACUUUAUCUUUUGCUUAUCUCUAUACCCCGGUGGUUUCAAUACCUUGCACACCUACCCGUGUUUUCACGAGACAAAAUGCGUGAUGCAGAUGGUAACUUAUUGACUGGGGCUUUGUUUGUCUGUGGCAGUGACUGGACAAUAACCUAAAUUAUUCUGUUCAUUGUGUUAGAGAGGUUUGCUGGCACACCACCGGAUCCUUUUGUAUUUAUAAAAUUCUUUCUGGGGAAGAAUAGACAGUCCAAGCUCUUGGUACAUUUAAUCAAACGAGUCUCUGGUUGCUGGGUAAGACAUUGUUUAUCCGUUAGACACUUUGUAAAGCGGUCUGACUGCUAGACAAUGUGUAAAGCAUUCUGAAGGCAUUAGACACUGUGCUAAGAUAUUAUUGAUGGACUAGAAUAUCUAAUUGCAUUUUUAAUGUCCCUGAAGACAUCUUUAGCUUGGGGAAACAAAAACAUGUGUAACUUGAAAAUAUAACUGUUAUUCUAGCCGCUCUACUUUGCUCUUUCAAAUUUCAUAAUGCCUUUCAGAAAUGGUUCUAACUGGUUCCAGCAUGGAUUGAGUGUUUUGAAAGGCCUUUUCUAUCAAAUUUAGUCGUAAUCACAGGCUUGAUAAAAUCAAUACUGAAAGCUGUUGAAAAACAAUAAUUUCACAAAACCUUUUCAUCUAAAUGUAAGGUAUAAACAUUUCCAUUGCUUUCUCUGCAUGACUAGACUCAUCUUGAUGGAAGCAGUUUAGCACACAAGAUCGACUGCUGAACAACAUUUUAAGUACAAUAACCAUUCGCAAGAAAGGCUAUAUAUAUAUUUUUCACAAUCAGAUCAUUAUGUCUAAAUAAUAAUUUGAAUUGUCAUAUAGAAGAUAUAAAGAAAUAAAAUAAAAGUGUUCAAAAGUCUGAAGCAGUUUCGAGGGCAACGACUCACAAAGUCAACUACUUCAGUUAUAUCUACAUCAUAACCAACUAAGAUAAGACUUACUUUGUAAACAUCUUCAUCAACUAGAAGACUGUUUUGGUUUGCGGCGUGUUUAGCUGAAUUAAUUCCAAUCGUUGUGGAAUCAAUAUGGAAAACAUAACAUAUUAUUCUAUAUGUAUAUUAUUCUAUAAAAUAUUAUUAUAACAACUGUUCAUUUUCGACUGUUUUGUAUUAAGACAACAAUUUUAUUAUUUUCUCCUCUAAACGCCUCUAUGUGCGAAAAAUGACAUAAAUAUAAAUAAUCGCGAAGAUGGUAAUUUUGUAAAUUAUUUAUUCUAUAUAGUCCUUUCUGCAGAUAAAUGUUAUUUAUUUACAUCUGCCAGAAAUAGUCGGUCAGACCACCCUUGCUCUGUUCCUCGCCCAAAAAGCCAGACAUGGAUCCUCGUUCAAGCGGCUGAAUAAGUCUUAUUGCUAUAUCAAUGUAUUUUGGAGUGAUUAGUUUUGCUUAUAUAGUUAUUUGUUGAUUGCGGAAAGUCUAAUUGCUUGCUGAUUGCAACAAACUUGCUCCACAGUAUUGCUCUUGCAAUUCACAUCGAAGUCUCACAUGGAUAAACAAGCUGACUCCAAGAGCUGCUUCACGGGAGGGUUUGCUCCCUCAAAUCCGUCCAGAUUAUGAACUGUCUGUCUGUCUGUCCGUCCGUCGUCUGUCUGUCUGUCUGUCUGUCUGUCUGUCUGUCUGUCUGUCUGUCUGUCUGUCUGUCUGUCUGUCUGUCUGUCUGUCUGUCAAUACAUUUUAAAAUGUAGAAACCAUUUAUCAUGAAGGACUGUGAUACAUAGCACACACAAAGUACAAAAGUGCUUUGUUUCCACUCUUUCAAAGCUAGGAGUCCAUUUUGUCUCCUUCUUAUAACAGUUUUCGAGUGUGUUUUGUUAUUUAUUUUUGUAUCACACUUCACUGACAAGAUGUUGACAUGUUUUAUAAUUUUUUUAAAUAUUAAAGAGACUAAUACAAUUAAUUGCGAUAUUCUUUAAUCUCUUUACUAUAAAUAAUAAGUUACCUACAGGUACUGGCGUCCAUUGUGUUUUAAAAUGUCUUUCACAAUAUCACUUUUAGUGGAAAAGACCGUGUCUCCUUCCUGUGAGUUGGCUAUCAUUAUUUUUUUUUUAUCGGUUUCUGCCCUCUGUCAUACUAAUUUAUUAUUUCUUGUCUUUUUUCACUAAAGACAAGUCGUUGUUUACCAUAUACAUUACAUGACUCCAUGUUUUAGCAAUAUUUUUGAAGCAACACACAUUUUCUUUGUCUGAUUUUCUCAUCAGCGUGCUUGUUCAAAUAUGUCGACUGUCUCGUUGUGAUGGCACUGCUGUUGUAGCAAUAAUAGAAAGAUGAAAAUAAAGACGUGUUGAUGUCCAGCCUCA